CCCAAACAGGGUAAUUCGGAAGGAUAAAUUCGGUAAAUACAUCAAACUAGGGUUUGUUCGAGAGUAUAAAUCUUAACCCUUAAAUUGCCUUCUUCUCUUUCUUAGACCUCUUAGAAAACCAAACUGUUGUAAGUCGGCAGGAGAAAAUCUUCUCUCUCAGAAAUGGCCAAGUCAAAGAAUCACACAGCUCACAACCAGUCUCGUAAGGCACACAAGAAUGGAAUUAAGAAACCUAAGAAGCAAAGACACACUUCAACCAAAGGAAUGGAUCCAAAGUUUUUGAGGAACCAGAGGUAUGCAAGGAAGCAUAACAAGACUGGAGGAGCAUCUGAAGUUGAAGAGUAAAUCUAUGUAUUACAACUUUUAUGAUGAGUAGUUUAUUGAAGGCUGUCACUCUAAACCUGUCAAACAAAAAUGGUUUUUAAUGCUUUGAACAAGAUUAUGUAGGGCUUAUUUUACUUUUGUUUAUGUUAGACAGAUUUAAGUAUGUUGGUGUAGUGAUGUUUACCUGCACUAAAUUUUGAAAUUAUCAGUGACUUCUUUAGUAUGAAUUUGCAGUGGUUUGUUUAUCUUUUGAUA
Messenger RNA from Papaver somniferum (opium poppy), 579 nucleotides. Its product is annotated as 60S ribosomal protein L29-2-like. Gene Ontology annotation, cellular component: cytosolic large ribosomal subunit; ribosome. Gene Ontology annotation, biological process: cytoplasmic translation. Bases 163 to 345 code for a protein of 60 amino acids. NCBI's taxonomy places the organism in Eukaryota, Viridiplantae, Streptophyta, Magnoliopsida, Ranunculales, Papaveraceae. Gene Ontology annotation, molecular function: structural constituent of ribosome. The transcript has 3 exons. The record is from RefSeq and is a predicted model, not a curated record.